AUGAAUUCGUCAAUGUAUUUAAAUGUCAAAAAUAGUCAACAAAUUUGUAUUUAUCUGCUAAAUUUUAAUUCGUUUUCACUCAAUAUCUCGCUGUAAUAAUUUGGUGACGAUGACAACUUAAUGUGUAAUUUACUUAACUCGUUAAAUCAAAGAAAAUUAAGCUAUUUUGCCGUUUCAAUAAUUCCAUGCAAAAUUAAUUAUGAAAAAUUAUGGUUUGACCUGUCGUUUCAGUAAAUGUAACAUUUUUAGUGUACAAAAUGCAACAUUUUCAUUGUGUAGUAAAUGUUGAUGACUGAAUUAAUUGAUAUUGUUCACACGUACCUGAAACAUAGAGAAUCAUUCUGAUUUCAUUCGUUGCAUACUCAACAAGCAUAUAUUAGUGACGUCAUAUUGUUAUGUACUGAAAAUUUCUGCCUGGCCUCUUCCCAGCCAGACAAUUUUUCCCUGAUUUUCUGAUACCAUUCACUGUUUGAUUUGAUUCAUUGAAUGAUCGCUCUAUUGAUUCCAAAAUUUUAUUGCUCUAGAAACGAAAACGAACGAAAACAUUGAAUGAUUCCUGACAUCGACUAAAAACUGAAUCUCUUGAGCUGUUAUGAGCACAAACGAAAAUCUCGAUACCGUUACGCAAGAAUCUCACGAGGAAGUGAUCUGUGAUAUAGAUAAUAUAGAAAUAAAUGAUGAAACGGAAUAUUUCGAUUGCAAUGGAUCAGAUAGUCCGAAGAAACAGGAAGAAACGACGCAAAGUAAUGUGAUAAAGACUGAAUCGACACCUUCAAUAUGCGAAGUACCAUUUGUCGACGCCACCGAUACCAUCAUUGCAAAUUCCGAAAAUGACAUUCCAGCGAUUUCACCGUCGACUGCAUCACCAGCUAUGAAUCAUAUUGAUUCGUGUUCGUCGGCAUCAUCAGCUCCACAUUCCGGUGUCCGUAGGAAAUCGAAGCCAGUUCUACCACCCGAACAAGAGAUUAGCACUAGUGGCACGAAAAAGAAGAUCCGUCCGAACGGAUCGCUGCGAUCACCAUCAUCGUCGUCCGUUAAUAAUGAAUAUUACACCAUUUGGUCGGCUAGGGAGAAUUACAGUAUGGAUGACGAUGCCGUGUUGGACGACAUCGUUUCACCAUUACCGCAUCGAUCGCCAACAUCGGUAGCUGUAAUAAUUCAACAACAUCGACCGCUUGAAAGAUCGUGGCCACCAAAAAUGCAGCGGUCGAGUAAAUCGAAUACGGAUUCAUUUAGCUUUGAUAUAAUCGAUACGGAUGAUGAACCGUUGUUUUGUGGUGGCGAUGUAGCCCGUGACUGUGAUCAAGUAGAUUUUAUUCCUGGCGAAUUUUUCGAAGAAAGACGACAUGCUGGGGAUGGACAGGCGCAAAAAAUUUCUAAAAAUUUAGACGAUAGUGCACCUCUAGCCACUCCAGAAACUGACGGAAGUCUCUCGGAAAGUAAUGUUUUAAGGCUAGGCGCACCUGCUAGACAAUUCGAAACCAUUAAGCUAAAACCGUUACUCAAGAAAAAAAUCGGACCAGACAAUUACAUUAGUACAAUUUUAUCACAAAAGGUAGUUCAAUCACCUCCUCCGAUUUCGAUGUACUCAUUUCCGCAAGACGACUUACCGGGAACGAGUGUGGAUCGAUCUAACAUAGAAAAUUCGUACGAUGGCAAUGGAAUCGUCGGAGAAUUCAUACCUCUAAAGCCUCAUAAACCACUUUCUCGUCAAAUUUCAAAUGGAUCGUCCAAAUACCAACCUCAUGACGAGCCCAAUAGGCACUUUGCAUUAUGUCGCAAGCCGUCUUCUCGAUCUCCUCGACAACGAAGCCCACCGUCUGGUUCUUCCACACGUUCUGCUUCGCCGUUGGAUCAUCAAUUGUCAUCGCCAGAUGGAGCAGCUUCACCUGUUGCUCAUUCAAAACCUAUCCGACCUCAGCCGAGAACCCUAACUCGAGUCGGCGGAUGUAACGCUAUCUGUCCACCAACUCCAACACAUCAUGCACGCAGAUUAAGAUCCUUAUCGGAUGGAUUAGGUGGACCACCUGAGCUAAGAUCACGUGAAAUAUUUUCGCCAGAAACAGUAACGUCACCAGAGAUCAGAGUCGCGGAUAUUGUACCGUUGACAAGACGAUCCGACUAUUUGCGAACUUCGGAAAUACGUGAAAUACGAGAGAGCGGUGAAGGAGAAUCUUCGAUGAUGCACAUGUCGGGUACCAGACUGCCAUCGAUUCCGGAGCGUGCUGUUGUUACAGAUAAUGAUGAUCCUUUACCUCCAGCUUGGGAAGCACGCAUGGACAGUCAUGGCAGAAUAUUUUACAUUGAUCAUACGACGAGAACAACUAGCUGGCAACGACCUGGUGGUACGGGAAUUUUAGUUACUGGCUCUGGCAGAGAACAACAUCGUCAACAGUUAGACAGGCGAUAUCAAUCCAUCAGACGUACUAUAACGUGCGAACGAAGGGAUCAAAUGUCCUUACCAUCGUCUCGAAUCGAAAAUUCUGAAUCUGGCGGACGAAGUGCUGAAUCAAACAACGAUGAUACUCAUCCGGCUAUUAUAAUGCUUUGUAGGCCGGACUUUUACUCAAUGCUGCAUACAAAUCAGGAUGCGUUGACCGUAUACAAUCGAAACACAGCAUUGAAACAUAUGGUUCUAAGGGUUCGACGCGAUCCAAACUGUUUCGAACGAUAUCAGUACAAUAAAGAUCUGGUCGCGUUAGUCAACUCUUUUGCGGUGUUAACCAAAGACUUGCCCACUGGAUGGGAAACGAAAUUGGAUCAGACUGGAAAGCAAUUUUUUAUCGAUCAUUUGAAACGUAGGACAUCGUUCAUGGAUCCUCGUUUACCAAUUGAUUGUCCGAGGAUAAGACUUCGUCAUCAUGAUUUCGACGCUGCACCGGCGUUGCCUCCACGACCAACUGUUAUGCCAAGACCACCAAUUAAUUCGCCCGAAAUUCCCGUCGCAUACAAUGAUAAGGUGAUUGCUUUCCUACGUCAACCAAACAUAUUGGAGAUACUGAAGGAGCGUCAUGGUCAAUCUGCCGUUUCUCGUUCACUUCGCGAAAAAAUCAAUGCUGUGCGAGUUGAAGGUGUAGCGGCAUUGGAUCGUCUCGGACAUGAUCUGCAACUAACGAUUCUAUUAAGCCUCUUCGAGCAAGAAAUAAUGAGCUAUGUUCCAGUUCAACCAAGAAGUCCACAAGGUUCACCAAACUUGUGUAACGGCCGGAUGACUCAGCGAGCACCGCCACCAUUUCGCAGAGACUUUGAAGCUAAGCUUAGGUCAUUUUAUAGAAAAUUAGAAUCGAAAGGUUAUGGUCAAGGUCCACAUAAACUAAAACUUCACAUCAGACGAUCGCAUUUAUUGGAAGAUGCAUUCCGACGAAUCAUGUCAGCUAACAAAAAGGAUUUACAGCGUGGCCGUUUAGCUGUUCUUUGGGAUACCGAAGAGGGCUUAGACUAUGGCGGUCCAUCGAGAGAAUUCUUUUUCCUACUGUCUAGAGAGCUAUUUAAUCCGUACUAUGGUCUAUUUGAAUACUCAGCAAAUGAUACAUAUACCGUUCAAGUAUCACCAAUGUCAACCUUUGUCGACAACUGCCACGAUUGGUUCCGAUUCAGUGGUCGAGUUUUGGGACUAGCCUUAGUUCAUCAAUACUUAUUGGACGCUUUUUUCACCCGACCAUUUUAUAAGGCGUUGUUAAGGUUACCAGUUUCUUUGAGUGAUCUAGAAUCAUUAGAUAAUGAAUUUCACCAAUCACUACAAUGGAUACGUGACAAUGAUAUUGGCUCGGGCAGCAGUUUGGGAUUGACAUUUUGCGUAACAGAGGAACUACUCGGCAGAAUUGUUGAACGGGAAUUGAAAACUGGGGGAAAGUCGAUGGUAGUGACGGAAAAAAACAAGAAAGAAUAUUUGGAGAGAAUGGUCAAAUGGAGGCUAGAACGAUCGAAGGAACAAACCGAUUCGCUGGUUCGUGGCUUCUACGAAGUGGUCGACCCAAGACUAGUAUCGGUAUUCGACGCUCGAGAAUUGGAAUUGGUCAUUGCAGGCACGGCUGAAAUUGACAUUAACGACUGGCGCGCCAAUACCGAAUAUCGAAGCGGCUAUCACGACGGUCACCAGGUGAUCGUAUGGUUCUGGCAAGUGAUCGAAAAAAUCACAAACGAACAGCGUCUAAGAUUGCUGCAAUUCGUAACGGGAACGUCCAGUAUACCGUAUGAGGGCUUUUCAGCGUUGCGCGGUUCGACCGGUCCCCGGCGAUUCUGUAUUGAAAAAUGGGGCAAACCGAACGCUCUGCCAAGAGCGCAUACAUGCUUCAAUCGGUUGGAUUUGCCGCCGUAUCCGACACCGGAUAUAUUGCAUGAAAAACUAUUGCUUGCUGUUGAGGAAACAAACACGUUCGGCAUUGAGUAAAAUUGAAUAAUGUGUGUGUGUGUUUGGCGUGAGAGCGUGUGUAUUACGAUAUGGACCCGGGGCCUGAUUUAUAGUUUCUAUAUUUAGUUUUGUGAUAUCGGUCCGGGUCGAGCAUCAUGCCUCACAAACUUAUAUGUUGACUGAUAAAUGUUAAUUGAUAUUAUGAAAACAAUUUAUACAAACGAAUCAAACGUCUUACAGCUAAAAAGCCUAAGCCUAUUUAAUUAACCGAUAAACAAUUUAAAAUAUAAAAGCAAAAAACAAUAAAUUCAAACCAGACGAAAAGGACUUACACGUCGAGUUACUUUUUAAAGGAAAUUUUAUUAACAAAAUC
This is a messenger RNA of Bradysia coprophila, 4724 nucleotides long. RefSeq names its product Hecw ubiquitin protein ligase (gene Hecw). Gene Ontology annotation, biological process: regulation of dendrite morphogenesis; protein ubiquitination; ubiquitin-dependent protein catabolic process. Gene Ontology annotation, cellular component: cytoplasm. The record is from RefSeq and is a predicted model, not a curated record. Gene Ontology annotation, molecular function: ubiquitin protein ligase activity; protein binding. NCBI's taxonomy places the organism in Eukaryota, Metazoa, Arthropoda, Insecta, Diptera, Sciaridae.